Messenger RNA from Papaver somniferum (opium poppy), 708 nucleotides. RefSeq names its product serpin-Z2B-like. The coding region runs from base 1 to 708 and encodes 235 amino acids. Lineage: Eukaryota; Viridiplantae; Streptophyta; Magnoliopsida; Ranunculales; Papaveraceae. The transcript is spliced from 2 exons. The record is from RefSeq and is a predicted model, not a curated record. Gene Ontology annotation, molecular function: serine-type endopeptidase inhibitor activity.
AUGCGAGAUCUCUGGUUAAACGAGUCGAAGAACAAGAAUUUUGUAUUAUCUCCAUUCUCAAUAGACACUGCUCUAGGUUUAUUAGCUUCUGGAGCAUGUGGUGAAUCGUUGAAACAGAUAUUAGCCUUCCUCAACUCUGAAAUCCCUGAGAAUAUAAAUUAUGGUAAUUCUAAACACAUUGAGUCGUUAUGCAGAACAUGGAAGGAACCCAAACUUUCUUUUGUUAGUGGUGUUUGGAUCGAUGAAUCUUGUCCUAUUAAACCUUCAUUCAAAGAAGUUGCCACCGCAAUAUAUAAAGCAGAAGCUGAAACUGUGGAUUUCACAAAUCAGAGUUUGGUUCCGACAGGAGAAUUCAAGGUUCCAAAGUUCAAAAUCCUUUUUAAUCUUGAAGCAUCAAGAGUACUCAAAGAACUGGGCUUGGUUUUUCCUUUUGAUCCAUCCAAAGCAGAGUUGAUGGAUAUGGUGAAUAUUACCGGUAAGCUUCAUGUUGAGAAAGUUUUUCACAAGUGUUUUGUUGAAGUUGAUGAAGAAGGAACUGAAGUCGCUGCUGCUACUGCUUUUGCGGGGGGUUAUGGGGCCCGACCGGCUCCAAAAGUUGCACCACCUCCUCGUGUCGAUUCUGUGGUAGAUCAUCCUUUCAUGUUCAUUAUACAAGAGGAGAAAGUGGUGUGGCUUUGUUCAUGGGACAUGUCCUUAAUCCUUUGUUAG